This is a messenger RNA of Hypomesus transpacificus, 2209 nucleotides long. RefSeq names its product centriole, cilia and spindle-associated protein a (gene ccsapa). Bases 152 to 1039 code for a protein of 295 amino acids. Gene Ontology annotation, cellular component: centriole; ciliary basal body; ciliary transition zone. Gene Ontology annotation, biological process: regulation of mitotic spindle assembly. Gene Ontology annotation, molecular function: microtubule binding. The transcript has 4 exons. The record is from RefSeq and is a predicted model, not a curated record. NCBI's taxonomy places the organism in Eukaryota, Metazoa, Chordata, Actinopteri, Osmeriformes, Osmeridae.
CUAUAAGCACAAAACAAUUCUGACCGUGUUUACAUACGGAGCUUUAGCCUACUGCGCCCAGGUGAAAGAAACAUCGACGCAAUCAGCAGCUCCAUGGUUUCGACAAUCCUACUUUUUAAGAGAAUUUAACUCAGUAGCAGUAACAAGAAAUAUGGUGACCAAAAUAAUCCGGACUGAGUACAUGAAGAAAUUCAGAGAUCCGAAAUGGGAGAUAUUUUCCAAAUACUAUGAGGACUCAUUAAAAUACAGGUUAUCUCGUCGAGUGAUGGAGCAUGCUCACAAGCCAUGGGUGUGGAAGGGAUGGGAUAGUGGCUCGGACUCCAGCGGAAGAUCAACACCAAAUAUGAAGAACAAAGUUGCGACCAUAAAUGUUACCUCAGCACCCUUGGAGUUGAAAAACGAAAGGUCAUCAGUACCAAAGGACGCUCCUGAAAGGGAACUUAAUUUUGAGAAUGAUCAGAUGGAGUUGAACACUACUUACGCCAAUGUCUUGGAUAACUUGCCUAAUUCAGAACCUGUCAUUGAGAAUGGACUGACUGAAUCAGAUGAGGGACCUGGAAAGGAGAUUCUACUGAGCAAAAGUCUGUCAGAUGAAGCACAGACUGACAACGGACCAUUAGACAAGGGAUCCUCAGAUGAGGAAACAGUGAGGAUGCAGCCUAAACGCUGCCACCGCCUUCGCACCCCUCUGUCUGAGCCAGGUUACAGAGACAGUCUCCAUGAUGACAAGCAGAUCCCUGUCCGGAAGCCCAUCAGGGCAAAAAGCCAGCCUCCCACCAGCAAGGAGAACAAGCAAUGUCUCAGUCAGGCCGACUGGACAGGUAGACACACGGCCUCUGUCAGAAAGACCCCAAACAAGGGCUGCAUGUCCGACGCAAGCAUCCAGACCAAACGGGAGUCAGAUAAACAGGGCUCCAACCUGGAUCGCAGGAGGGCACGGUCAGCUGACCUUGAGAAGAUGCAGCGCUCAGAGUUGACGGUCGCAGAGGAUCGCUGGAUGACCGAGUACAUGCGUUGCUUCUCUGCCAGAUUGAGGUAGAGUGCCCAGGACACAGGUAUCAGGCACAGUCUGUCACUGAAUCUGAACAUCAUAUUCCUCUUCAUAUUCCAUUUAUAAAAAAUGGGAUGACGGAUAAUGACACAUAUGUUGAAUGAUACACAUUUUAAGGGGUUUGGUCCUUUUAUUCUUUUAACUUUAUGCUAACAGCGGUUGAGGUAACAACACUUCUAACAAUAGGCUACUGAUCAUUAAACAAUGGUUAAAUGUGUUGUUACUUUAUUGAAGUUGCAUCUACGCCCGAUUUUAGUUCAAUUUAUAACUUGUAUCUCCUGUGUUUUCUACUUCACAUACUUUUUAUUGACUUGUGGAAUUUGUCUGAAACAAGAUGUAUGAUAUUGUUAUUCAAUUACUAGCUUUUCUAUUUUUAUUCCACUGGCACUAGAUGUUACUCCAUGAAUGUAUCUUAUCUCUGAGUCUUUAUAUUACAGUUAAUUGGUGUUUAGGUUCUCUCACAAAGGCAGCUGUAUUUAUUAAUUACUAAUACUACACGAUAUAUCUAUAUCUAUCUUUCUCUCGACAUCAACAUCGAUUCCAAUACCGCAAGUUUUUUGUACUUUUUAGUAGAAUAGUUAAAUGUAGCAUACUUUUAUUAUACAUACACAUACUUGAUUGUGUUCCAGCAAAUUGGUUUUAACAUGAAUCUCUUUAGCAAAUUACUGUAUAACAUGCAUUGUUUUUGUGUUAUUAAUGAAACCAUACACAUUCACCAGAGAAAUUUAUGAAAUGGCCAGCCAUUCAAAGAAAAUAUUUUGUUUUUAACAUCGUAACAGCUGUUAAAUUCACCAUUGUUUUGACUUUGCUGUAUGUAAUGUAUUUUGGUAUUGAUGAAAGAGUUACAGAAUCAUAAAGUACUGUAUGUUUGCUCACCAAAGUCCUUCACUUCAUUAUAACUGUCCUGGUUGAGUUUGCAUUAUUGGACUAUUUGAUAGUUGUUUUCUGAAUUGUGAGUGAAACUACGUUUCUUUUAGUUAUGAGGGCUGACGUUAAUAAAGUGGUGUACUGUGUUGUGAGUUGUCAGUGAUUCUCGGUUUACACACUAUUUGUAUUUCUGAACACUUUGUGCAUAAUAUUCAUUUUAAAAUGUUUACAGCCCAUCAAACAUCUUCAAGGUCUUUUGGGUAUAAAGCUCUAUUCCCACAAGCUACUUAA